CCUGCAAAUAUGAAUUCUAACUUUGAUGAAGCUGGAAAACGAUUUUGGCAAUGGCUUAUAGAUAAUAAAGCUAUAGUAUCUGAUGCUAUUGCUUUUAAGGAUUACCGUGAUGAAAAUGCUGGUCGUGGUGUAGUGGCUACUCAAUCUAUCAAGGAAGGUGACAUGUUAUUCAAUAUCCCAAGAUCUUUACUUUUCUCCACGAAAACGGCGCAAUUGGCUAACAAGGAAAACAUGGCAACUAUUUUACAAGAAUUAGAAGGUUGGACACCACUUAUUUUAUGUAUGAUGUAUGAACUUGAUCGGGAGGAUUCCUUCUGGAAACCUUAUUUUGAUUUACUUCCUAGAUCUUUUUCUACACCGAUGUUUUGGACAGAUCUCAAAUCAUUGGAGGGAACAGAUGUGAUCAACAAGAUCGGCAAAGAACAAGCAGAUCAAUGUUAUGAUGAACAAAUUGUUCCUAUUAUCAAAGCCCAUCCAACUUUAUUUGAUCUCAAUGUUCACACCAAGGAUUUGUUUCAUAUUUGUGGCUCAUUAAUUAUGGCGUACAGCUUCCACGACGAAUAUAAAGAUGAAACAGACAACAAUGGUAAUGGUAACAACGACAAAUCUAAUGAUAAUGCCGAAGAUGAAGAAGAAGAAGAAGAAGAAGAAGAAGAAGAAGAAGAAGAAGAAGAAGAAGAAGAAGAAGAAGAAGAAGAAGAAGGAUUAUUGGCAAUGGUUCCUAUGGCUGAUAUGUUGAAUCAUAAGACUGGUCAUAACAAUGCACGACUAUUCCAUGAAGCUCAGGGUUUAAUGAUGAAGGCUAUCAAGGAUAUUAACCAAGGGGAUCAAGUAUACAAUACAUAUGGUGAUUUGUGCAAUGCAGAUUUGUUACGCAAGUAUGGGUUUACCGAUGACAACAAUCCACAUGAUCUAGUUGAAAUUGAUGGUGAAGAUGUGAUGAAAUUGUCUUGCUCAGAGGACACUGAUGAAUCGAUGAAAGAAGAAAAGUUAUCUUUUUUGAUGGAUGAAGGCGUACUGGAUGAUUAUUUUGUGAUAGAUGGCGAUCAUGAGAUCCCCCCUGAAAUGAUUAUUACUAUCAUUGUUUUUGGUAGUUCUCGUGAAGUCUUUGAAAAAAUGGUGGCUAAGGAAAAGUUACCGAAACCAAAAUUGACUGAUCAAGUUAAACAAGUAGUCUCCACUAUAUUAAAACAUCGUUUAUCAAAAUAUCAAACUAGUUUGAAGGAGGAUUUAGAACAGAUUCAAGGGACACAAGAUGAAAAUGAAAAGAAUGCAAUCCGUAUUAGGAUUGGAGAAAAGCAGAUAUUAGAACAUACAUUAGACUUAUUAGUGAAUAAUAAUACUUUAGAAAAACGACCAACCCCCCUUAGUGUAGAUCAUCCCAAUAAAAAAACCAAAAAAUAAAUAUUUAUAUCGUUUCAUCAAACGCCCUUUUGCCACAAUAAAAA
Messenger RNA from Halteromyces radiatus, 1448 nucleotides. RefSeq lists its product as uncharacterized. Gene Ontology annotation, biological process: peptidyl-lysine monomethylation. Gene Ontology annotation, molecular function: protein-lysine N-methyltransferase activity; protein binding. The record is from RefSeq and is a predicted model, not a curated record. The transcript is spliced from 8 exons. The coding region runs from base 10 to 1404 and encodes 464 amino acids. Gene Ontology annotation, cellular component: nucleus. NCBI's taxonomy places the organism in Eukaryota, Fungi, Mucoromycota, Mucoromycetes, Mucorales, Cunninghamellaceae.